This is a messenger RNA of Capsella rubella, 1185 nucleotides long. Its product is annotated as F-box protein At3g47030-like. The record is from RefSeq and is a predicted model, not a curated record. Lineage: Eukaryota; Viridiplantae; Streptophyta; Magnoliopsida; Brassicales; Brassicaceae. Gene Ontology annotation, molecular function: protein binding.
AUGUUUAGGAUUUUAGGGUUUAUCGCCGGCAUGGGAAAGAGGCAGAAGAAAGUAGCCUCCAGCCCAAGCAACUCACCAAGAGAAAUAUCCAUGGAGAUUAUCCUCCCAAUUGAUCUCUUAAUUGAAAUAUUCUCAAGAUUGUCACUGGAAGACGUUGCCAGGUCUCGUUGCGUGUCGAAGCUUUGGUCUUCCAUACUGCGUCGUCGAGAGUUCACCCAAUUGUUUUUAAAAAUGUCAUCGGUUCAUCCGCGUAUCGUUUUCACCUUCCUAUGCAAUGGUAAGCGGAUCUUUUACUCCAUACCUCAGGAUCUUGAUCCACACCGCAACUACUCUUCUCCUGUAUCUCCGUAUUACCAUAUGCAUUUCCCUAGAGGUUUGGGUUCUGGCAAAGAUAUGUGUCCCUCUUUAUUUGGUUUGAUCUGUAACAAAUCUAAGAAGCCGAUGGUCUGUAACCCUAGCACAGGAGAGUACAUAUCUUUACCCGUAGUGACAACCAAGAAGAAUCAAAUGAAACCAUAUCUCGGGUAUGAUCCUAUCGACAAAAUCUUCAAAGUAUUAUCCGUAUCUGAAGAUGAUUAUGUGUGUCGAGUUUCAACAUUAGGAACAUGAGUAGUGACCUGGAGAAGGGUCGAAUGUUCGAUACCUCAUCACCCUUUAUAUACUGAGAUAUGCAUCAAUGGGGUAUUGUAUUAUUUAGCUAAGCGCAUGGAUGAUGGAACUCCAAGCCAUUUGGUAGCAUGUUUUGAUGUUAGAUUGGAGAGUUUUAAGUUUGUAGUGGUUGGGUUACUGAGUUUGUGUUCAGUUCUCAUAAACUACAAAGGUAAGUUGGGGAUAUUGUUACCAAAUUCACGCAGUGUUAAUAAACGCAUGAAAAGUAUUGAGCUUCGGGUUCUAGAGGAUGCUGAUGAAGUCAAAUGGUCCAAGACUAUCUACACAUUGCCAUACUAUUGGAAGAAUCUAGCUAGAGGUAACCAAAUAGAAAUUGUCGGGAUGACGAGUGCAGGUGAAAUUUUGUUGUCGACAUACCAUCCACAGAAGCCUUUCUACAUGUUCUACUACAAUACAUUGAAAAAUAGUGUGGAAGAGUAAAUCGAAUUUGGAAUUGUAGCUUUGAGGUAUAGGUAUGACUGCUCACAUAGUAUGACGUUGAUAAACCAUGUAGAGAAUGUAAACCUUAUGGAUUAG